Messenger RNA from Penicillium angulare, 1650 nucleotides. Its product is annotated as MID1 family protein. Lineage: Eukaryota; Fungi; Ascomycota; Eurotiomycetes; Eurotiales; Aspergillaceae. The transcript is spliced from 3 exons. The record is from RefSeq and is a predicted model, not a curated record. The coding region runs from base 1 to 1650 and encodes 549 amino acids. Gene Ontology annotation, molecular function: calcium channel activity. Gene Ontology annotation, biological process: calcium ion import across plasma membrane.
AUGCGACUUCUAUACAAAAGCCUGCAGUGCCAACUGACUGCAGUAGUCACCGCUGCCGCUAUAAUACCCUCUGUAUUUGCUACAACGCCACGCGCCCACACUCACGCCCAUGUCACGGAUAUAUUGAGUGAUGGCGCCGAAGCUGAUGAGGACUCCAGCGUUCGCGCCACGGACAUUAUCAAUGGGGCCGGAUUGCCGUUUGCGCUGGACUCGUUCAACGGAUUAGAGCUUCGACAUGAUCUAGAUGAUGAGAAGGAGGGGGAUUCUAUCGGGCUGGACCUGGUGCGGAGAGCCCCUCCUGCUGACUCUACGUCUAUCAUAAACAACAAUUUCCAGCACUCGACUAUCAACAUUGGAGGUAUACAAUAUUGGUACGUGCCUGCCAGUACGAUCAAUGGGCCACAUGGUGUAAAGGGCGCAGGACUGCCUCAGUAUGUGGAUUCUGAUGGCUCAAAUUUAACGCAUCAAGAAGCCGAUGAGCUUCGAAGGCGAGAUGGAAAAUUAAAUAAGCGCGCGUCGACACUGUACCUGUCACUGGUGACAUGCACCAGGCCUUCGACCAAUGUUACAGGUGAAGAGGGUUCAUUUCCCCAAUUGAAGAUGUACGUGUCGCAGUCCGAUGAUCUAAAGGAACCGGGGCCUGGGAAAGACGACUCCCUCCAGACCGUCACGACAUCAGACAAGGGGUAUUUGGGCAUGGACAUAGAGGCAGACAGCGAUGUCUGGAUAAGUGUUGUGGCAGACAACACUACAUCGUACUCUGGAUCCUAUAGCUAUAAUAUAGCAGCCUCGAUUGAUGAACCUUACUACAAUUUGGUCGCUGAUCAUCCGUUCUUAUAUUUUGUCGACUCAGACCAAUCUGCUGCGUUAUUGGUAACCAACAACCUUACGCAGUCUGAGCCUGGCUCUCAAAAUUUCAAAGAUUGGAUGAAUGUUAAUUCUCCAUAUACCAUGUUCGCGCACAAUCUCAACGACACCUCAUUGAGCGGCAUGGAGUCUUCGUUCUGCGCAGUGAAUUCUCUUUCCACGGUCGUCAGCAAUCCAAGUAACACCGGUAUGACCAGUCGAGGACUAGGAAACAAGCCCAAGGAGCAGUUCUAUGUUCAAGGCCUUAAAUCCAGUUCUACAUAUAUUGGAAUUUUGGGAAUGGUAGGAAACUCCAGUACGAAUGGAGUUGGGAAUAACAUUACCGGCGGAGGAGGAAUCGUCUGGCAACCGAUGAACUUUACCACCAAAACUGAAAAUAACUGCGCUGUCUUAUUCAAUCUCACAUUCUGUGAAGAAGUAGCCUACGCAGUCCCAUCCAACCCUAACAAAACAGUCGAAGAACUCCGACAAAUCUACGACAACUACACUCGCAAAUACUACCAAAACUUCAACUACUCCCUCCAACAAAUUCAAUGCAACGCAUCCCAGGAAUCCAUGUUUUCCCUAGCAGUCAACUGCACAGAUUGCGCCCAAGAAUACAAACAAUGGCUAUGCAGCGUUAGCAUUCCGCGCUGUGCAGACUUUAGCUCAAACGAGACAUACUUACGAGUCCGUAACGCGGGUCAAGAUUUCAUCAACGGAUCCUCAUUACCUGAGAAUGAUCCUUUCAGGUGUCUUGUCCUGCUGCGUUGGGAUUCGGAUGUCCGUCUGGCUCUUAUAUGA